Molecule: messenger RNA, 474 nt
Organism: Paramuricea clavata
Lineage: Eukaryota; Metazoa; Cnidaria; Anthozoa; Malacalcyonacea; Plexauridae
Source: the annotation of a GenBank genome assembly
AUGGGUCAACUUGUUGAUGAUAUAGAGCGUAUAUUCCACGACCAAAACACCAGAUAUGAUGCUAACGCGCUCUACUUGUGGGCCAUCAUGCAAGACAUGCCAACGGGGCAAUUCCCGAGAAGGUUAGAAGAAGAUGGUUUUAAGAAAAAGUGGAGUGGAAAGAUGGCAAUAGAGUGCCUGGAAUGGCAAGCGUUCAGUCGACAAAUUGAGACUAGGCAUGAAUACAACAAUACGGAGAAACGAAUCGGUGCUCGUCGUCUUCCUGUUGAUGGGUUUCACGCUGAAUCACAAACUGUGUUUAAGGUAAUUAGUUAGGAUUAAGUUAAUUGUGUGGGAGUAGGGUAAUGAGUUUUUGGCGAUCGCGUGGGAUGUACUUAGGUUUUUCUCUUUGUAGGUUUAUAAUGAUUUAUUCUCCUUCUCUAGGUUGUUAUUGGCAUGGUCACAAUUACCACCUCAACCGCGGAUAGGAGGUGA